This is a messenger RNA of Laccaria bicolor S238N-H82, 510 nucleotides long. RefSeq lists its product as uncharacterized. NCBI's taxonomy places the organism in Eukaryota, Fungi, Basidiomycota, Agaricomycetes, Agaricales, Hydnangiaceae. The coding region runs from base 1 to 510 and encodes 169 amino acids. The record is from RefSeq and is a predicted model, not a curated record. The transcript is spliced from 6 exons.
AUGAACGAGCGCUCGCGCGGACGGUGGAAACACCCACACACAGAAGAUGAAGGUUGGAACAGUAGCAGCCAAACAAAGGAGAAGGGAAAUGGGAGGAGGAGGGGCGGAAUUCAGAUUACAAACAUAGGGUCAAUGUUUGGCGAGAUCACCGACAUUGUGCUUGGACUCUGGAGAGGGAACGAGGUGGACAGGGCAAAGCUUACAGCUCAGACGCCUCGCUUUGGCAGUGAGGAGAUCAAUCAAGCGAAAACUAGGGUCCAUGUCACGUCAGGGUACAGUUCUAGAACUGCUAUCUCCGGCAUCAACGAGGUUUGGCAAGUCCUCCCUCCAGAAGACCAUACCAAAAAUGGAUUUACUCCGAAGCGCCUCCCAAGUUUACGAAACGGACCGCCCAUCCGUUCAAAUUUCAGUUCUGCGGGAAAAUCGAGUCUAUUGGCAGAAAUUGAGCUCAACAAGCUCUAUCUGACGAGAAUUACUCCAGGAACGAUCACCCGAGCUUACGAAACAUGA